AUGGACAAAAACAUUGGAGAGCAGCUUAACAAAGCUUAUGAAGCCUAUCGACAAGCAUGCAUGGAUAGGGACCAUGCUGUGAAAGAACUACAGCAAAAAACAGAAAACUACAUGCAUCAAAUACAUGAACAGCAGGAAAAGAUAGAGCUUCAGAACAGCAUUAUUGCAGAACUGAAAUCAGAGCUGGCUGCUCUGAAUGCUAAUAGAGGUAAUGCACAUCCCUACAUUCUGAUGCAUGAAGACAUUGAAACGUCCAACUUACCUUUCAGCCAGCUCUCUGAAAAACUGAACAUGGCAAAGCAAAGAGAAAAAUUCUUAAAGGAACAUUUAGAAAGUGAGAGCAUGAAACUGAAGCAACUUGAGGACAAAAGCAAUCAAAAGGAAAAGAAGCUUUUAUCUAUUAUUUCCAACCAAGAAGAUAAAAUAAGAAAUCUGAAAAGCAAACUGAAAGAGUUAAAUGAAGCACAAAAGGGUAUACAGAUGCCAGCAUAUAAAAGGGAGGUGAAAAGUAAGAAAGUUGUUCCAGAUAAGCCUGAAUUAUCUCUAGAGAUCUCAGGUAUUUCACCUAUGCCUGGAAGGACAGGAAUGUACAACCGUAAUGGAUUAACUGAUGGCAGCACAGCAGAGGAGCCUGCUGUGCUGCAAGGAGGAGGUCUAAUAGUCAGCAUGAAGAAAUAA
Messenger RNA from Acanthisitta chloris (rifleman), 678 nucleotides. Its product is annotated as TRAF family member-associated NF-kappa-B activator-like. The record is from RefSeq and is a predicted model, not a curated record. Gene Ontology annotation, biological process: canonical NF-kappaB signal transduction. The transcript has 6 exons. Lineage: Eukaryota; Metazoa; Chordata; Aves; Passeriformes; Acanthisittidae. The coding region runs from base 1 to 678 and encodes 225 amino acids.